AUGACCAGUUUUUUUGAUACUGGAGAAGAGUCAAGCAAAAGUUUAAUUGGAGAAUUGUUUGGUGAUAAUAAAAAGAGAUCAAGAACCACUUUUGAUGAUUUAUUGUCAAAUAUAACAUCAAAUAAUGAUCAUGAAAAAAUAUUAACCAAAGGUGGCAUAACAAAUCAAAAACAGGCUUUCCAAAAUAAUGAUUCAAAUUUAUCAGUAUCAUCGCAAACACGUAAAAAUUUAACUAAUAAAGAUAUACUUACAGAAUCAGAAAAAAGUACCAGUAAAGAUUCAUCUGGUACAUUAAAUGACUUAUUUCAAACAAGUAAAACAAAAUCUGAUAGAGUUACAAAAAGUGUUAAUUUUGCAAAUAAUUUUUUUGAUAAUAAUUCAUCGAAUAUAUCAAAUAAAAAUGUAACAAAUAAAUCUAUUUUAAAUAAUAAUAAAUCAACAUUAAAUGUGCAAGAUAUUAAUGAUGAACAUGUUCAAAUGCUAGAACAAACAAUAUCGCUAUUAAAAAAAGAAAUUUCAUCAUUAAAAUAUGAUGCUAGUAGUACGCAAGAUGAAGUAGAGGAAUGGAAAACGAUGUAUGAAAAAUUACAAAAAAAAUAUACAAAAGAUAUUAAUGAUUUAAAAGAAUCUCAUCAAAAACAAUUAAUAGAAAUAGAUAUCGAACGUAAAAAAGAAUUAAAACAUCAAAUUGAAGUUAUUGAGAAAGAAGCGCAAAUAAAAGCUUUGAAGGAGGCAGACAAUGAAAAUUUUAUUGAAUUAAAAAAUCAAUUAGAAAAAGCAUUUUCAACAAUUGAUACCUUAAAAAAUGAACUAAAUUUUGUAACUGAUUCAUUUAAAGAAUAUCAAGAACAAACACGAAACAUUUUUAAAGAGCAAUUAGAAUUACAACAAGAACAAUAUGAAGAAGAGGCAAAAAAUAGGAUAACAGAGAAACAAGAUAUUGAACAUUUGCAUCAAAAUUUAAAAUUUAUAUAUGAAGAACAAAAAAAUUUACUAAAAAUAGAAAGAUCACGUCUUGAGGAGGAUCGUCGAAAAUUAAAAAUUGACAUUGAGCAUUUUCAAAAAUCAAAACUUGAAAUAUUGGAUAAGAUAGAGUAUCAAAAAAUUGAACUUGAAAGAUUAAAGACAAAUUUUUUAACAAAACAACAUGAUUUACUUGUAAGAGUCAUGAAUGAAAGAUCAUAUAUUGAAGAAGAAAAUCAAAAAUUUCAGAUGCAAAAAAGUAUGGAUAUUUCAAGAAUACGAUCAGAAGCAGAGACAUUAGAAAAGUAUGCUAGAGAAAUUGAAAAUGCUCGAAUGUUUUUGGAGGAUGCAAGAAUUAAAUAUGAACAAAAAAAUCAAAAGUUGAAUGAAAUUGAAAAGAUACUUCUAACUGAAUGUGUCAAAUUAGAAAAAAUUAAAAUAAAAAUGAAUGGUAGUUAUGAAGAUGAAUUUAGUACUAUAGAACAUCUUGACGAUGACUUUUUUUAG
This is a messenger RNA of Strongyloides ratti, 1470 nucleotides long. RefSeq lists its product as hypothetical. NCBI's taxonomy places the organism in Eukaryota, Metazoa, Nematoda, Chromadorea, Rhabditida, Strongyloididae. Gene Ontology annotation, cellular component: centriole; ciliary transition fiber; ciliary basal body. The transcript has 3 exons. The record is from RefSeq and is a predicted model, not a curated record. Gene Ontology annotation, biological process: establishment of epithelial cell polarity; cilium assembly. The coding region runs from base 1 to 1470 and encodes 489 amino acids.